Leucoraja erinaceus (little skate) is the source of this 1597-nucleotide messenger RNA. RefSeq names its product ribosomal oxygenase 2 (gene riox2). Gene Ontology annotation, cellular component: nucleolus. Bases 133 to 1536 code for a protein of 467 amino acids. The record is from RefSeq and is a predicted model, not a curated record. Gene Ontology annotation, molecular function: histone H3K36 demethylase activity; histone H3K4 demethylase activity. NCBI's taxonomy places the organism in Eukaryota, Metazoa, Chordata, Chondrichthyes, Rajiformes, Rajidae. The transcript is spliced from 10 exons.
GCAUCUUUGGUGUCAAGGUUUACAUAACAGCGCCAGAAGCGGAACGUUUCUCCAGCGGCGGGAGGAGCCGGUCGGAAGUUGCAGAGAGUGACGCCGGGUCUGGUCACUGUCACCGUGUGGAAGGCGGAGGAAAUGUUGAAGAAGGCUGGCAGAAAACCGAAAAAACAUGAUCCUGACGUUUGUAAAAGAGUCAAAUUAGAUUUGGAUGUUACCAGCACUGUUCUCAACUUCCAAAGCCCUGACAGUCUGUUUGAAAGUCUGAUCUCUCCAAUUAGUUAUGAAGAGUUCUUCAGGGAGUAUUGGGAGCAGAAACCAUUGUUAAUUCAAAGGAAUGAUCCUUCAGUAACUGUUUACUACCAAUCAUUAUUUAAGUUUGACGAUUUAAAGGAAAUCUGCAGCUAUGAUGUGUUUUACAGCCGAGAUAUUAAUUUUUGUCGCUAUAUAAAUGGUAAAAAAAAGGUUUUGAAUAAAGAUGGAAAGGUUAACUAUGCUCAAUUAAAGAAAGACUUUGAACAGAAGAAAGCCACGAUACAAUUUCACCAGCCACAGAGAUUUAAGGAUGAAUUGUGGAAGAUUCAGGAGAUUUUGGAAUGUUUCUUUGGCUCCUUAGUUGGGUCUAAUGUUUACAUCACACCACCAGAUUCUCAGGGUCUCCCACCUCAUUAUGAUGAUGUUGAGGUCUUUAUUCUGCAGCUGGAAGGAGAGAAACACUGGCGGCUCUACAAACCCACCAACCCUUUAGCUCGAGAAUACAGCACAGAAGCUGAAGACCGGAUUGGAAGUCCAACCCAUGAAUUUAUUUUGAAGCCUGGUGAUUUGUUAUAUUUUCCCAGAGGAACGAUCCACCAAGCAGAUACCCCAGCCGGAGGUUCAUUUUCUACUCACAUUACGAUAAGUACCUACCAGAACAAUACCUGGGGAGAUUAUUUACUAGAUGUGAUUCCUUGGCUGGUGUAUGAUUCGAUGAAAGAAGAUAUUGAACUCUCUAGAGGCCUACCUAGGCAAUAUCUGAUGCAGUUGAAUUCAUCAGCGGAUCCAGUAAAGAAACUAAGUGGAUUUCUACGAGGGCUGGCAGAUCGGAUUGAGAAUGGAAAAGAAACCAGAUCAUCGGAAAUGAGAAAAGAUUUCAUUUUAAACAGGUUACCUCCAUAUGCGAACAGCUCAUCAGGCAGUUUAGCACCAGCUGGAAAACUGCCCAAACUUGAUGAUCAAAUCAGAUUAAGGUUUAAAGGUCAUACCAUGAUUUUGCUUGAAAAUGAUCAAGAAAGGACAGAUGAAUCUCGAGAAAUGAUGGUGUAUGUUUAUCAUUCUCUGAAAAAUAGUCGAGAAAACCACAUGAUGGGCGCUGAAGACAAUGACGAAGAAGGAUGUUUUCAGGCGCAUGGCUUGAAAUUUCCUUGUUCUCACUUGGAGGCACUGAAACAACUUUGGAUUGGCGACAGUGUUUUUGUGCGAGAUCUCAAGGUAGACGCAAAUCAAGCAAAAGAAAACCUUGCAUUGUGUUUGUGGACAGAAAAUUUAAUUGAAGUGCAAUGAACUAUCAUUUGAGUUAGCUCAUUGUAGUUUGAGUGCCUUUUAACUGAUUAAAAACAUAGAA